AUGGCGAUGGCGUAUGCAACCUCAUCGUCUGUGAUGUUCGGAGCCUCACAGAACAACAGGUCUCCAGUUCUCUUCGGGUUUUCAACAAUGGCAGCAUCAGCCUCCUCCCCAAAGCACAUCAUCGGAGCUCGAACCAGUCGGAACUUUCAGAUUCGCUGCGAAGAACAGAAAGUUCAACAACGGACACUUGCACCUGUUGAGCAGCGUUGGAUGUUUACCGAUUCCGAUUUCAAAGGACCGGAUGUAUGGAACAAAACAUGGUACCCUAAAGCUGAAGACCAUGUGAACACAGAAAAGACAUGGUAUGUUGUUGAUGCAACUGAUAAAAUUCUUGGAAGAAUGGCAUCAGCUAUAGCAGUUCACAUACGUGGGAAGAAUCUUCCAACCUAUACUCCUAGUGUAGACAUGGGAGCAUUUGUAAUUGUGGUGAAUGCUGAGAAAGUUGCUGUUUCGGGUAAAAAGAGGCUACAGAAACUUUACAGGAGGCAUUCAGGAAGACCAGGUGGAAUGACAGUGGAAACUUUUGAUCAACUUCAACAGAGGAUUCCUGAAAGGAUUAUUGAGCAUGCUGUUCGUGGGAUGCUUCCUAAAGGAAGGCUUGGACGAGAUUUGUUUACUCAUCUUAAGGUGUACGAAGGACCCGAUCAUCCGCAUCAAGCACAAAAGCCCAUAGAUUUGCCGAUAAGAGACAAAAGGAUACAAAAACAAACCUAGAUUCCAUGUCUUUUUUUUUUGCAAAUUAAAUGUUGAACUUACCUUCUAAUUAAAUGCAAAAAAGAUUAUUUUUUGAGCAAAA
This is a messenger RNA of Lactuca sativa (garden lettuce), 796 nucleotides long. Its product is annotated as Ribosomal protein L13 family protein. NCBI's taxonomy places the organism in Eukaryota, Viridiplantae, Streptophyta, Magnoliopsida, Asterales, Asteraceae. Gene Ontology annotation, cellular component: ribosome; cytosolic large ribosomal subunit. Gene Ontology annotation, biological process: negative regulation of translation; translation. The record is from RefSeq and is a predicted model, not a curated record. Gene Ontology annotation, molecular function: mRNA binding; structural constituent of ribosome.